AUGCUAGUCCUUCAGAGAUGUUGUUUGGAAAUCCUCUUUGUGUUCCAGGGCAGAUGCUUUCGGAUUUUCAAGCAGAAGUCGUCCGAGACUGAUUUUGUGUCGGCGUUGCGAAGGACUUUAGCUAAGGUUAAAUCCGUUGAAUCAACAAGACAUUGUCAUCCAUCUGUGUAUGUUCCGCGUGACGUUAUUAAUUGUAAGCACGUUUUUCUUCGAGUGGAUCGUGCUCGAGCUCCACUUGAGCAGCCUUACGAAGGUCCAUUUGAGGUGCUGAGUCGUAAUGAGAAGACGUCUGUUAUUGUUUGCCGUGGGAGAGAGGUGACUGUUUCGAAUGAUAGGUUGAAGGCGGCGUACUUAACGUGUGAUGAUCUUGAACAGGUUGUUCCAGAAACGCGUCAGCCUUCAGCGCUGUUGAAUGGUGAUCAGUUAGUGACUUCUGGUGAUUGUAGGCGUGAAUCCCUGUUGCCGAUUCCGAAAGUGACACGAGCUGGUAGAGUAGUGCGUUUCCCAGCAAGGUUAGCGGAAUUUCGUGAUUAA
Molecule: messenger RNA, 534 nt
Organism: Teleopsis dalmanni
Lineage: Eukaryota; Metazoa; Arthropoda; Insecta; Diptera; Diopsidae
Exons: 1
Coding region: 1-534 (177 amino acids)
Source: RefSeq, a predicted model, not a curated record